UAUAUUCAUUGGCCACUUUUCGAAAGCAGAAAUGUGAAUUGUGAGAAGGUGUCUGUGAGCUCCGUGUCAUUUGAGGUUCAAUGGGAUUUUGCAGUUGCCUUUAAACACUUUGGUAUUCAGAUCCGUGGUACUGUCAGCUUUAUUUAACCAUUGUUAUCUCAAUCUUUCUGAAUGGUUUUUAGUUGCUUUUGCGACUGAACUCCUCUACAUCAGAACAUUCGCAUGUAAUUUGUGGAUAAAGGCUUUCGUUAAAUAGAAAUAAGAUCUCUAAGAUACACUGUAUAGAGAUCAACAGUGUAUGACGGUAAUACACUGCUAACAAUAUUGUAUGCGAAUCAGGAUAAGCAUGCAUCAAAUGAUUCAUUUCAUUUUGCUCCUGGGUAUUUUGAGCAGGCCGGUGACGUCCAUGACGGGGGUUGAAGAUAAGCCGCGCUACUAAUCCCGAUGCGUCGACAUAAGCCUAGACAAAUUUGUGCCAGUGUGGUAUAAUUGAUAAAGUCCAGGUGAUGGACGGAACAGCUUCUAUCAUCGCGAUAGUGGCUACCAUCCUCGCGGCUCUGCACCAGAUAGGCGCAAGACGUGUCUUGCUCCUCCCAGGUCCGACAAAGGGGCAUAUUAGUCGCCUGGCAUCUAUCGGAGAAGGUUUGGCAAAGCGUGGACACCAAGUAGUCGUAGCCCUACACAAGGAUUUCAAAUGCCCAGAAAGUGCUCGGAAACUGGGGGUGUCUGUCCUGUAUUACGGUCAUCAUGGUAAAAUGAAUCACGGUGCUGACAGCAAUCACAUCUACCAUAACCACUUCCUCACAGAAACUCUCCAUAACGAAUUCCGCCAACUGGAGGGAGCGAUUUGGGACAAGGCGUUUGAAGCGUGUACCUCGGUAUUAAGUGAUUUACCCCUAUUCAAGAAAUUCAAGGCUCUUAAUCUCGAUUUUGUCUUAGUAGACGGUCAUUUCGCUUACAGGUGUUUGUACAUUGUACCUCAUAAACUCGGGGUCCCAUACGGUAGUUUUACCGAGGCACUGCCCACGGACCUAGUUUCAACCUUAAUGACAAUUCCGUCCUUUCAUCCGCACCAAAUGUCCAUGGACUGCAGAUCGCCUGAUAUGGACUUUCACGGACGAUUCAAAAAUAGUGUGGAAAUGAUCUUGGGCGCGUUGUAUAUUUAUUUCAAGACAGAAGAUAAUACUUACAGACAGUAUUCACAGGACAAACCUUACGUUUCUCUCAGGGAAUUGGCUGAAGGGACCCAUCUGUGGAUUCUCGACCUUGAUCCCUUGCUGGACUUCGCAUAUCCCGCCAUGCCUAAUGUUGUUUACAGCGGUGGGAUUAAUUUGAAGGUACAGCCUUUGAGUCUGCCGCCCGAUCUGGAAGAGUUUGCUAAUAGUGCAGAUGAUGGUCUUAUCGUCGUUACAUUUGGAAGUGGACUCCAGAAUGUCCCAAACCACCACGCCGACAAAAUGGCGCAGGUUUUCGGGAAAUUGACGCAAAAGGUUAUUUGGCGCAAUCAGGGAAAACCGAACGUGAAACUACCAAAAAAUGUGAAACUCAUGGACAUGAUUCCUCUUGAAGGUCUAUUGCAUCACCAAAAAACUAAGCUUUUUAUCAGCCACUGUGGUCCCGGAGGCCAAAACCAGGCAAUCUUUCAUGGUGUUCCGAUGCUUGCGUUUCCGGUAACUGGUGAACAGCUAUACAACGCAAUGCGUUUAGAAAUCAAAGGCAUCGGUAUUAAGUUAGACUUCUUAAACUUCACGACUGGGGAGUUUGAGCGAAGUAUUAGAGAUAUCAUUGAGUACAAUACGUCCUACUCUACAACUGCCAAAUUUUAUUCGCAAAUGUUAAAAGAUAGACCGUAUGACGUCCAUGAUACUGUGAUGUAUUGGCUCGAACACGUGAUGCAGUAUGGCGGCGAACACCUGCGCAGUCAGACUGUUCAGCUCACUUGGUACCAGUUAUUGCUCUUCGAUGUUAGUUCUGUCCUUGCUGUGGCGGUGAUUGUUAUCUCAAUCGCCACGUUUUUCUUGAUCAGGAUACUUUGUAGGUGUUGUUACCGGAUGAAGGCAUUGUUAGAUCGUUUUGCGGAUGAGAAAAUAAAGAUGGACUAAUACAUAUGUAA
Lineus longissimus is the source of this 2113-nucleotide messenger RNA. Its product is annotated as UDP-glucuronosyltransferase 1A9-like. Bases 507 to 2102 code for a protein of 531 amino acids. The transcript has 2 exons. The record is from RefSeq and is a predicted model, not a curated record. Gene Ontology annotation, molecular function: UDP-glycosyltransferase activity. NCBI's taxonomy places the organism in Eukaryota, Metazoa, Nemertea, Pilidiophora, Heteronemertea, Lineidae.